Messenger RNA from Symbiodinium natans, 771 nucleotides. NCBI's taxonomy places the organism in Eukaryota, Dinophyceae, Suessiales, Symbiodiniaceae. The record is from the annotation of a GenBank genome assembly.
AUGGAUCGGCAAGUCACUUUCGCAUUUCCACCACAAGUCUUCGGCAAGCGCAUCGCCGACACCUUCUCGGAUGAGGAUGAUGAGAAGCUCAGGCAAAGGAUACGAAGUAAGCUCGACGGGAAGGUGCAUGGCGAGGCGGCCGUCGGCCACAUCUUUUCUUUGGAGAAUGGCGGUCCUACCUGCCGCGACAACGUCUUCAUGCAGGAAUAUCAAUGGAACUCCGUGGCCCAAGAUCUCUGGGACGAGCUGCAAAGAGCGGAAGCCGCCUUCAGUGCCGCGCAGAAGUGCCCGGACUUCUGCGAGGGUCGCUGGGCUGGCUGGACCUGCGAAGACAUCCGAAAGAAGGGAGUCGACGAGUUUCGGAGGAUGGGUCUCUGGGUGCGGGAGGCGGGCGGCUUUGAUGCCAGAUCACCUGCCAUAAAGCGAGGCAUGGUCGAAGUCCUACCGAGCGGCCUACCCGUUGGCGUGCACGAGUGCCUACGCACCUACAGUGAUGCCUGCUGGGAUGGAGAGUCUAGUGAGGAGUGGUCUCCGUACGGUGAGAUCGACUUCCAAGAGGCCGAGGACUUCCCCCGAAUCAUCGGCGCCCACGAGCUUCAACAGUUCCUGUCGGAAAGGCCUCGGCAGCAGGUGCUUGAGCACUACGCCAGCCCCGCCGGCAUGCAACGGCUAAGUGUGGAGCAGCCGCAGCUCUCCGUCAACCGGCGUGAGGUGCAGGUGGAACGUGGAUCCGGAGGAUCCUGCCCCUGCUUCGAAUGCUACUUCAUGUGA